Entamoeba dispar SAW760 is the source of this 237-nucleotide messenger RNA. RefSeq lists its product as uncharacterized. NCBI's taxonomy places the organism in Eukaryota, Evosea, Mastigamoebida, Endamoebidae. The transcript is spliced from 2 exons. Bases 1 to 237 code for a protein of 78 amino acids. The record is from RefSeq and is a predicted model, not a curated record.
AUGAGUAUCACAGUAGAAGAUAGAAUCGACGCAAUCCAAUUAGAAGACAUAAAAGAGCAAAUAGCAACAUUGGGUGACGAUAAAUACUUAAGACUAUUAGAAAAGGAAGCGUAUAAAGUAGAAGAUAUAGCAUUAACUGCAUUAAACUUCUUAUCUACUCAUAGAAAAGUUUUAGAAGUAAUGAAAAAAUGCUCAUCUAAACAUAAUACACAAACCAAGCCACAAAAGAAUAAUUAA